Molecule: messenger RNA, 2795 nt
Organism: Dendroctonus ponderosae (mountain pine beetle)
Lineage: Eukaryota; Metazoa; Arthropoda; Insecta; Coleoptera; Curculionidae
Gene: ClC-b
Product: H(+)/Cl(-) exchange transporter 7
Exons: 13
Coding region: 267-2663 (798 amino acids)
Biological process (GO): chloride transport; transmembrane transport
Cellular component (GO): lysosomal membrane; intracellular membrane-bounded organelle
Molecular function (GO): voltage-gated chloride channel activity
Source: RefSeq, a predicted model, not a curated record
GAUUCAUAGCAUUACUUUUAAAUUGAAAGAGGUGUACAGUGCCUCUAACCUCAAAUUAAUGUUAUUGUUUAGUGCCCUUCAAGACAUUCGUAUUAUUUAGUUUAAUUUUGGUUGUUUGUUUGAUAGUUAUCGCCAGUAAUUACCUAAUUCCCAUUACAAACGCGAAAUCGACCAGAUCAGAACAUACCCACGUUUGUAAUGUAUUUGCGAUAAGGCAGAGCGCGAGUUUUGGGGGAGGUUUCAAGCCAUUUGGCACUUAAACCGUAAUGCAGGAUAGCAUUAAUUCCACAUAUUCGCAGGAUGUCGGUGAAAAUGAGGCUUACAUCAGGCCCAAAAGGUUCAGGAACGUCCCCUCAGCGAGUAACAUGGAUGAUCCAGAGGAUACAGACGCAAUCCUGACCCAGCAAUGGAGCAGCGAAAACCUGAAUCUGUUGCAAUCAGUAAGAAGACGGGUGGAAAUCAGCAAGGAAAAAAUUAACGUUGGCUCUUUAAACGUUUUAUCUGCCAAAUAUGAGAGCUUGGACUAUGAUACAUGCGAGAACUAUCUGUUGCUCGACGAAGAAAGAAAGAAAGGCUUCAAAUUCCUGGUGCAAAAGAACAUCGCGCGUUGGUUCGUUUUCCUGCUAAUCGGCAUGUUCACUGCCUUAGUGGCUUGCAUUAUAGAUAUUUCCAUUGAGGAACUGAGCGAAAUCAAGUACGCAAAACUCAGCAAAUACGUAGAUAACUAUGUCAUCCAAGGGGCUCUCUAUAUUCCGUAUUUCUACUGGUUACUGUUCAAUAUAAUCCCAGUUCUGAUUGGAUCAGUCCUGGUGGCGUACGUAGAACCAAUCGCUGCAGGCAGCGGAAUACCCCAAGUCAAGUGCUACUUGAACGGAGUGAACAUCCCCAGAGUGGUCCGCAUUAAAACUCUCUUUGUGAAGAGCAUCGGAGUAAUUUGCUCCGUUGUUGGAGGCCUGGCUGGAGGAAAGGAAGGCCCGAUGAUUCACAGUGGCGCUGUGAUAGCUGCUGGUAUUUCGCAAGGAAAAAGCACGACGCUGAAUCGGGAUUUUGGGAUUUUCAAGUAUUUUCGUGAAGAUCACGAGAAAAGAGACUUUGUCUCUGGAGGAGCAGCUGCUGGGGUUGCCGCAGCCUUCGGAGCUCCAGUCGGCGGUGUUCUAUUUUCACUGGAAGAAGGCACCAGCUUUUGGAACCAAAGUCUCACAUGGAAAACGUUCUUUGCAUCUAUCGUGUCCACGUUCACCCUCAACGUAGUGCUCUCUGCUUAUCACGGGGCCCCCGGCAACCUGUCCUUUCCCGGGCUGUUCAAUUUGGGCGAGUUCGAGUCGUUCACUUACCAGAUGUUCGAAAUUCCCUUCUUCAUUAUCAUGGGCGCCUUUGGGGGUUUGCUGGGCGCCCUUUGGAAUCACAUCAAUUAUAAAAUCACGGUAUUCCGAAUGCGGUAUGUUCGACAACCUGGGCUUAAAGUGAUUGAGGCGUGCGUGGUUGCAGCAGUAACAGCAACCGCGGGUAUUCUGAUGAUGUUCCUGAUUAAUGACUGCCGGCCUCGGGGACAAGAUCCCACCAAAUAUCCCACGCAGUUAUACUGCACAGACGGACAGUACAAUGUUCUAGCCUCCAUCUGGUUCCAAACGCCUGAGGCUUCGGUUAGGUCACUGUUCCAUGAUCCGCCCAAUACGCACAAUGCCUUCUCAUUGGCUGCUUUUGUGGUAGUUUACUUUGUUCUCGCCGCCUGGACCUUUGGAUUGGCUUCUUCCAAUGGAUUGUUCAUCCCCACCUUGCUGACCGGAGCUGCGUGGGGUCGCAUGGUUUCCAUUGGGUUGUGCUACAUUUUUCCAGACGCCGAUAUUGUGUAUCCAGGAAAGUACGCACUGAUAGGUGCGGCAGCCCAAUUAGGCGGCGUAGUCCGCAUGACCAUAAGCCUGACCGUUAUUUUGAUGGAAUGUACUGGAAACAUCACCUUUGCGUUGCCAUUGAUUAUUACAGUGAUAUCGGCCAAAUGGACUGGCGAUUUUUUCAACGAGGGUAUCUACGACACUUUGAUCCAAUUGGCCGGAGUCCCUCUGUUGCCUUGGGAACCGCCACCUGUAGUGAACAACAUCUAUGCCAGUGAAGUGAUGUCACAUCCGGUGGUGACGCUGAAAUGUGUGGAAAAUGUCGGCCAUGUGGUCGAGCUGCUCAAACUGACCAGCUAUAACGGGUUUCCCGUCGUUGAUCCUCCACUAUCCGAUCAAAGCGAGGUCACCACCUAUGGACGGAUACGAGGGUUGAUACUGAGAUCUCAACUAAUUGUGAUAUUAAAACAGAAGCUGUUCAAUGAAACCAGUGAGCACUGGAGCGAAUUUAGCGCCAGUCUUUUUAGGGACCAAUAUCCUAGGUACCCGUGCAUCGAGGAUCUACAUUUAGAAGACGAAGAGAAAACUUACUCAAUAGAUUUAAGGCCCUUUAUGAACCCAUCACCUUACACAGUUCUUCAUUCCACGUCACUGCAAAGGAUGUUCAGGCUGUUUAGGGGAUUGGGAUUGAGACAUUUGCCCAUAGUAAAUGAUGUGAACGAGGUGAUAGGCAUGGUAACAAGAAAAGAUCUUGCCCGGUAUCGAAUGUGGAAACAUCGCGGAAGAAUGGGCGUGGAAGAGUUACUAAUCUUCAAGGAUAUGCAGGGCUGAGCAUCAAUCAGUAUUUCGAAAUAACGGAUUAUUUUAUAAUCGUUCUCUUUUUAUCGUUAUGACCUGACGUUAAGUUUCACUGAGAAAGCUAUAUACUUUAUAAACUGUUUACAUGAAACCCUAUUAUAAAAA